This is a messenger RNA of Candoia aspera, 4544 nucleotides long. It is a transcript of the gene NSF, whose product is annotated as N-ethylmaleimide sensitive factor, vesicle fusing ATPase. Gene Ontology annotation, biological process: SNARE complex disassembly; intra-Golgi vesicle-mediated transport; Golgi to plasma membrane protein transport. NCBI's taxonomy places the organism in Eukaryota, Metazoa, Chordata, Lepidosauria, Squamata, Candoiidae. The record is from RefSeq and is a predicted model, not a curated record. The coding region runs from base 60 to 2279 and encodes 739 amino acids. Gene Ontology annotation, molecular function: ATP binding; ATP hydrolysis activity. Gene Ontology annotation, cellular component: Golgi stack. The transcript has 21 exons.
UUUCGCGCUUGGCGUCUUCGCAUCCCUGUCAGUCGCGUCCUCGGCAGUGGAAGAGCAAGAUGGCGGCCCGGACUAUGCAAGCUGCAAGAUGUCCCACAGAUGAACUCUCCUUAACCAACUGUGCUGUGGUCAAUGAAAAGGACUUUCAAUCUGGCUUGCACGUAGUUGUGAAAACCUCACCUAACCACAAAUACGUUUUUACACUGAGAAGUCAUGCCUCUGUUGUCCCAGGUAGCAUUGCUUUCAGUUUGCCACAGAGAAAAUGGGCUGGCCUUUCAAUUGGGCAAGAAAUAGGUGUUUCCUUGUAUAACUUUGAUAAGACCAAGCAGUGUAUUGGCACUAUGACUAUUGAGAUAGAUUUCCUGCAGAAGAAAAGUAUUGACUCCAAUCCCUAUGACUCAGACAAAAUGGCAGCAGAGUUCAUCCAGCAAUUCAACAAUCAAGCAUUCACAGUUGGACAGCAGCUUGUAUUUAGCUUUAAUGACAAACUUUUUGGCCUGUUAGUCAAGGACAUUGAAGCCAUGGAUCCUAGCAUUCUUAAAGGAGAGUCUUCCACAGCUAAAAAACAGAAGAUUGAAAUUGGUCUUGUUGUUGGAAAUAGUCAAGUUGCAUUCGAGAAGGCUGAGAGUUCUUCCCUCACUCUCAUCGGCAAAUCCAAAACUCGGGAAAAUCGUCAGUCUAUCAUCAACCCUGAUUGGAACUUUGAGAAGAUGGGUAUCGGAGGUCUUGAUAAGGAAUUUUCUGAUAUAUUCCGGCGGGCAUUUGCUUCCCGAGUAUUCCCACCUGAGAUUGUGGAGCAAAUGGGCUGCAAGCAUGUGAAAGGCAUCCUCUUAUACGGCCCUCCUGGCUGUGGUAAGACGCUUAUGGCCAGGCAGAUUGGCAAAAUGCUGAAUGCCAGGGAGCCAAAAGUAGUGAACGGGCCCGAAAUCCUCAACAAGUAUGUUGGUGAAUCGGAGGCCAACAUUCGCAAGCUCUUUGCAGAUGCUGAGGAAGAACAGAAGAGGCUUGGGGCAAACAGUGGUGUUCACAUCAUCAUCUUUGAUGAAAUCGAUGCUAUCUGCAAACAACGAGGGAGCAUGGCAGGCAGCACUGGUGUCCACGACACUGUUGUGAACCAGCUCUUGUCCAAAAUUGAUGGAGUUGAGCAGCUGAACAACAUCUUGGUGAUUGGUAUGACCAAUAGGCCAGACCUGAUUGAUGAAGCACUCUUGCGACCUGGACGACUGGAAGUGAAAAUGGAGAUUGGCUUGCCUGAUGAAAAAGGUCGAAUGCAGAUUCUGAACAUCCACACAUCAAGGAUGCGAACCCACCAGCUGCUGGCUUCAGAUGUGGACAUUUCAGAACUGGCCGUGGAGACCAAGAACUUUAGUGGUGCUGAACUUGAGGGUCUGGUUCGGGCAGCCCAGUCCACAGCUAUGAACAGACACAUUAAGGCCAGCACUAAGGUGGAAGUUGAUAUGGAAAAAGCAGAAUCCCUGCAAGUGACAAGGGGAGAUUUUCUUGCUUCGUUGGAGAAUGACAUUAAGCCGGCAUUUGGGACCAAUCAGGAGGAUUAUGCAAGCUAUAUUAUGAAUGGCAUUAUUAAAUGGGGUGACCCUGUUACUCGGGUGCUGGAUGAUGGGGAGCUUCUUGUUCAGCAGGUCAAAAACAGUGACCGUACUCCCUUGGUCAGUGUUCUUUUGGAAGGUCCCCCACACAGUGGGAAGACAGCCUUAGCCGCAAAGAUUGCAGAAGAAUCUAAUUUUCCCUUCAUCAAGAUCUGCUCUCCUGAUAAGAUGAUUGGCUUUUCAGAAACUGCCAAGUGCCAGGCAAUUAAGAAGAUCUUUGAUGAUGCUUAUAAGUCUCAGCUCAGCUGUGUGGUGGUGGACGACAUUGAACGGCUUCUUGAUUACGUUCCAAUCGGGCCACGUUUCUCCAACUUGGUGUUGCAGGCUCUUCUGGUGUUAUUGAAAAAAGCACCACCCAACGGUCGCAAGCUCUUGAUCAUUGGGACUACUAGUCGCAAGGAUGUCCUGCAGGAGAUGGAGAUGCUAGAUGCUUUUAGCACUACUAUCCAUAUCCCCAACAUUGCUACAGGGGAUCAUCUCAUGGAGGCCCUGGAGCUCCUGAGUGGCUUCAAAGACAAGGAACGUAGCACCAUUGCUCAGAAUGUCAAAGGGAAGAAGGUCUGGAUUGGCAUCAAGAAGCUCCUGAUGUUAAUUGAGAUGUCAUUGCAGAUGGAUCCUGAGUACCGUGUGAGAAAAUUCCUGGCGCUUCUACGAGAGGAAGGAGCCUAUUGAGAAUAAUGUCUGGGGCACAACUGGCCUGUGAAUUUGCAUGCCGUUCCCCUCCUUGGAUGCCCAUCUCUGUGUGCCACCACCCAUCCCCCCAAGAUCCGCCUGCUCCUUGUGGCUGUUGCACUCUCUCUCUUUGCAGUAGUCCACUGGAUUUAGAGUGAAGCCUGAACCUUCUUAAAAGCUGGUGGCCUGGAAAACAGACAAGCAGGAGACUGCCCCUCUGGGAUCUUCUUCCAUGUGGCACAUUUGGACAACUGCAUAAUAUUCGAUUCUCUUCAGAGACUCUCCUGAACUACUGCUACUACUACUUCUUUUCCUUCUGUUUUGUUUUGUUUUUUUUGCAUGUCAGACACAACUAAGUACUCUACCCUUGUCUUUGAUAUCCUGGUGUAUUGUGGCAAAUCAAACUUCUUCUAGAGUAACUGCUUUGGUGUUAUGCUGCCUGUGGCACCCACCUGAUUGAUACUGGUGCACAAAGAGAGGAGUGGGAAAGUGCCGUGUACAGACCUAUAGAUAUUAAUGCUGAAGCUCAGGCCUAAAACGUGGGGCAGUCCCUCCAUUCUUAGCCUGCACCAAUCCAGUGUGAAAGCCAGUAACAGUUUGCACAGUUAUAAACUCUUGGUGAUGGUUUCUCCCACCCCAGUCUUGUUAAGUAGUUUCUUGUUCUUGUAGAUUUGUCCCACAUUGUGGAGUUUCAGACUCCUCUCAAGAAAAACAAUACCUGAGGUGUUUCAUGCUGCCUCUAGUUUCAGAUGAACUAGGAUCCAGGGGCUGCCUUCUCCCUAGAUUUUAGGCGAGAUUGGCUUCUGUGCCUGCAGGCGCUCAUCAGCACUUGCAAUGGCUCAGCUAGUUGGUGUCCAAAAGAAUUUGACCACCAGCUACAGAAGCAGCAGUGGGCCGUCUGACUUAAACUCUGAACAGGCAGCAGGCGGCACUUGAGUCCCAUAACAUUUUUGAGGACAUUCUUCUGCCUUUGUCACAAUGACCUUUACCUGCUACAAUCUGUCCUCUUUUAAGGGAAUGCUGCACAGAAUUAUUUUAAGCGAUCAGCCCUGCUGCAGUCACAGUAUAUAUGUGCAGGAUGUUUCAGCUCAUGUAGGACCUUCCUCUCCCUGCCACUUAUCCAGUAGCUUACUGACACUUCAGUCAAUGUCUAGCAACUAAUCUCAGGCCCUGUGGUCUCUGCUGUUGGCCUCUUGCUUGGUAUAGUGGAAAUUAGGGGAAAGCCUAAUUUGCCUUUUCCAGAGGGGUUUUCCUGUGAUUUCUGCUGUGCAAUGCAGUAUUGAAUCAGUGAGAGCAACAGGCUGCUGCUUGGGCAUGCUUGAUCACUUAUUUCUUAUCAUUCCACCUUUGUUUGGGAGAAAGCGCACUGACCAACGUCCUAAAGAAUGUAGUACGUGUUUAAAUUAGAGCCAGUCUGCCAUUGCACCUAUCCCUGUGCUAGGUAUGCCACACCUUAUUCUUGCCCAUCUCAGUGAUGAGUUUGUUCACAAGCCUUGCCAAGGGGAGUUGCCUAGCAGCAUGGGGAGUGAGGAAACUGCAGGAGGAGUGGGAUGCACCUGGGGUUAAGGUUUCUAAAUAACCAGAAAGAGAAGGAAGCUAAGUGCAUGGAUGUCAUUCCCUCUUGCCAUGAGCUAUUUAACAGCUCUUAAGCUCUUUUUAGGAAAAGCUGUGCAUUGCAUGGCCUUAAAAAAUAAAUCCACUCACAUCCAGCAAAAGUGGCUGGACUACUCUUGCUAAAUCUUUUUCCAUUAUUGGCAUGGCUCCCUUUCCCUGGUUCUCUAAGUUGCUAAAUUUGGAACAAUGAAAACAGCACUUGACAUCUUCCAAUCCUGUGCAGCAAAAGACAGACUGCAGUAUUAGAAACUGCUGCAGUGUACUUGAACCAUAAUGGAUUUUUUUUUACUGUGGAUUAGCAUUGUCUCUGAUUCGUAUUUAUUGAUUUUAUGCUGUGGAGGAUUAUGUGAAUGACUAGUGGACAUGUAAGAGUCCCACUCUUUGUAGGUGGUAUGAUUGAACUGCUUUCAGCUGAACUUUUUUCUCUGCUGCCCUCCCAACCCCAACCCCAAAACUUUCCCCCCAUUUUUCACUGGAAGCAAAGCAUACAUAUUGUAUUGUCAUGGAUCAAAUGAUAUAAACAUUUUUAUUGUGUUUUUUUUGUCCAAAGCUAUACUGAGAAAGAAAAUUACAAAUAUAUAUAUAUAUAUUUAAAAAGAUUGAUUGUAUGGUUAAAAUGCAGGAUGCAAUAAAAAAGGCACAGAUGUUUAA